This is a messenger RNA of Thlaspi arvense, 505 nucleotides long. The record is from the annotation of a GenBank genome assembly. NCBI's taxonomy places the organism in Eukaryota, Viridiplantae, Streptophyta, Magnoliopsida, Brassicales, Brassicaceae.
AGCAUCACAAUACUAAUCAAACACUCAAAAAGUAUAGAGAGUUAAAAAUUAAUGAUGGCUAAUUCAAGAUUUGUAUACUUUGCUUUCCUCACUAUUUCUGUAUUACUUGCAGGUGUUGAAUACAAAGAAAUGGUGAGUGAAGAUUCAAUUUGGUCUUCCAACAAAGGAGGUUCAUUGUGUUGCAAUGAUUAUCCUAAAUUUGGAGUAUGUACUGAUAAUCAAAAAUGCAAUAAGUGGUGUCUUCAAGGUUGCGAUAAUGGAAAAGGUGGCUUUUGCAAGAAAAGAUUUUGUCACUGCUAUUGCUAAAGUUCAUCAAAACUUUACUCUUUUUUUUUCUAGAUAUUCAUCAUGUACUAUUUUUUUUAUAAUAGACAUUUUUUUUAUUUUACUACUUCACAUUUAGAGUUGCUAAUGAUAUUUCAAAUAAUAAGAGUUAUGAAUUGAUCAAUGAAUAGAAAAUGACAAUCUUUGAACUAUCUAUUUAUAAAAAAAGACCGAUUUAUCA